UUAAAUCGUCGUAUUUGUUUAUCAAUUGGGAUCGUCGUGAGAGUGGUUAUGUUUAUCGUUUUUCUAGACUCAAGACUGUGUAAUUAAAAGACAGAAAAAUGUCCUCCAAAGUGUUUGGCUCAUUGAUGGCCGAAAGCGUGUUGCUUACGAAAACGGCUAAAGUGAUUUCGGGUUAUUCGCCGGUAACAGUUUUCCUUGUGGCCGCCAUAACCCUUUUCCUAGUGAUCUAUAAUAAAAGGAGAGCGCGUUUGGUUAAACAUAUCGAAAAGAUUCCGGGACCAGCUGCAAUGCCAUUUUUGGGCAAUGCCAUUGAAAUGAAUGUGGAUCAUGAUGAGUUGUUCAAUCGUGUUAUUGGCAUGCAGAAACUAUGGGGCACGCGUAUUGGUAUCAAUCGUGUCUGGCAGGGCACUUCCCCACGCGUUCUACUCUUUGAGCCUGAGACGGUAGAGCCCAUACUAAGUAGCCAGAAGUUUGUGAACAAGAGCCAUGACUAUGAUUACUUGCAUCCUUGGUUGGGAACAGGAUUGCUGACCAGCACUGAUCGUAAAUGGCAUUCCCGGAGAAAGAUUCUAACACCUGCCUUCCAUUUCAAAAUCUUGGACGAUUUCAUUGAUGUCUUCAAUGAGCAGGCGGCUGUUUUGGUUCGCAAGCUGUCCGUUGAGUUGGGCAGUGAGGCAUUCAAUAUCUUCCCCUACGUCACACUGUGCACCUUGGACAUUGUCUGUGAAACCGCCAUGGGUCGCAGAAUCUAUGCCCAAAGCAACAGCGAAUCGGAGUAUGUGAAGGCAGUCUAUGGGAUUGGUUCAAUUGUACAGAGUCGUCAGGCCAAGAUUUGGUUGCAAAGCGAUUUCCUCUUCCGCCUGACCGAUGACUAUAAACUGCAUCAGAGCUAUAUCAAUACGCUUCAUGGCUUCUCCAAUAUGGUGAUUAGGGAACGCAAAACGGAGCUGGCUUUGGCCAAUGAUAAUAACAACAACAAUAAUAUGCCCGAUGCCUACGAUGAUCUGGGUAAAAAGAAGCGUUUGGCCUUCCUUGAUCUACUCAUUGAUGCCUCCAAGGAAGGAACCGUUCUAUCAAAUGAGGAUAUUCGCGAGGAAGUGGAUACAUUUAUGUUUGAGGGUCAUGAUACCACAUCGGCAGCAAUUUCCUGGACUUUAUUCCUUUUGGCCUCACAUCCAGAGUAUCAAGAAAGGGUUGUGGAAGAAAUGGAAUCCAUAUUUGGCGAUGAUAAAGAAACGCCGGCAACUAUGAAAAAUCUAUUGGAUAUGCGUUACCUAGAGUGCUGCAUCAAGGACUCCUUGAGACUGUUUCCCAGUGUUCCCAUGAUGGCGCGCAUGGUAGGCGAAGAUGUUACAAUUGGCGGCAAACUGGUUCCCGCCGGCACCCAGGCCAUCAUUAUGACGUAUGCCCUGCAUCGUAAUCCACGCGUUUUCCCCAAACCCGAGCAAUUUAACCCAGAUAAUUUCUUGCCCGAAAAUUGUGCCGGCCGUCAUCCAUAUGCUUACAUUCCCUUCAGUGCUGGGCCACGUAAUUGCAUUGGCCAAAAGUUUGCCAUUCUCGAGGAGAAGGCGGUUAUCUCAUCGGUUAUACGGAAAUACAAAAUUGAAGCUGUCGAUCGUCGCGAGGAUUUGACUUUGCUGGGCGAACUUAUCCUGCGGCCCAAGGACGGUCUGAGAGUAAAGAUCACUCCGCGUGUUUAAAAGAAAAAUUCUUAACACAAUCAAACCAUAAUCCAAAGUAUUUAACUUGUAAAUAAUUUAGAUUUUAAGUUAAUGCACUAUAAAUUAGUUUAUGUUAAACUAGUUAAUAGAUGGCUAAUAUAAGUUUCUGGGCUGCAAAAUGAAAAUGAUAUAAAAUGUAUCAAAAAGUUGCAAAUUGAUUGACUUAAUCGAUAUUCAAACUACUAAA
Molecule: messenger RNA, 1908 nt
Organism: Drosophila willistoni
Lineage: Eukaryota; Metazoa; Arthropoda; Insecta; Diptera; Drosophilidae
Gene: Cyp4c3
Product: cytochrome P450 4c3
Exons: 8
Coding region: 99-1700 (533 amino acids)
Molecular function (GO): monooxygenase activity; heme binding; iron ion binding
Source: RefSeq, a predicted model, not a curated record